This is a messenger RNA of Ustilaginoidea virens, 891 nucleotides long. RefSeq lists its product as uncharacterized. The record is from RefSeq and is a predicted model, not a curated record. The transcript is spliced from 2 exons. The coding region runs from base 1 to 891 and encodes 296 amino acids. NCBI's taxonomy places the organism in Eukaryota, Fungi, Ascomycota, Sordariomycetes, Hypocreales, Clavicipitaceae. Gene Ontology annotation, biological process: mitochondrial fission. Gene Ontology annotation, cellular component: mitochondrion.
AUGACGUGGUGGGGUAAACCGAAGGAGCAGCCGAAGGAGCAGUCGAAAGAGCAGCCGAAGGAGCCAAAGCCCGCGCAGUCGCCCGAUGCAAACAGCGCCGCGCAGCCGCCGGCCUUUGACCCAGACAAGCUACCCCCCAGGGAGAGGCUGCCCGAACGACUGCAGCAUAUUAUAGACAAGUCGGACAAGGACAGCUCCUUUUUCGACGACGUCAUUGACGGAUAUGCACCCGCAACCACAGACACGAAGCUGCGAUAUGCCGCCUACGCAACCCGGCUCCGGACCAUCCUGCUCUCUGCCCAUCGCUACGUUGCCUAUACCUCUGAUAUCGGGGAAUCGUUCCGUCCGGUAGCCCAUCCCAACGUUGUCCGGGCCGCGUAUGGCAUCUCUUGGCUCUACAUUCUCGGAGAUGUGUCGCACGAAGGGUACCGAGCCUACUGGCACAAUCAGCGGGUUAGGAACCCGAAUCUGCGUCCCUCGGCUCACCAGGAGGAAAGCGCUGCGACGCCUGCGCUGCAUGACUCGCGCCCGAGGCCAGGUGUAGUCAGCCCUUUGGAAGACUGGCGGACCGUAAUGGUACAGAGAGGUAUAUUUCAGAGCAUAGCCAGCAUGGGUCUUCCGGCCUUUACCAUUCACAGCGUGGUCCGAUAUUCGGGAAGAGCUCUCAAGAAGGUGAAGAACCCUACGCUGCGCACUUGGGGACCCAUUGGUCUUGGCUUGUCCGUCGUUCCCUUCCUGCCCAGGAUGUUCGAUGGGCCGGUUGAGAGCGCAGUAGAGUGGGCUUUCCACAAGGGCUUUCAAGCUUUUGGUGGUGCGGACUAUGUGGGCGACGCACCUGCUACCGGACGAGAAGACCUUCUCAACAAGGACGUCAAGACCAAGACUGACUGA